UUCUCUCUCUCUCUCUCUCUCUCUCUCUCUCUCUCUCUCUCUCUCUCUCUCUCUCUCUGUAUCAUCAUCUUGUAAGCUGAUCAUCUCUUUCUCUCUUUUCCCUUCCCUUCCCUUCCAACAAAAAUGAUCUGUUUAGGGUUAUCUCCAUCAGGACUCAACGUUGCAGCCAUAAUCAUCUACACAUGUAUUCUGAUACCAGUACGUCAACUGAAGGAGUCUCUGAAGAGCUUAUUUGGAUUGUUGCCUACCUCAUGCACUAACCCACCAAUAACGCUUCAGGAGCCUUUCUACGUGGACUUGAACUGUCUAGAACUCGACGACAUGAACCACCUCGACUACCAUCACCAGACGGACGAUCUCCCACUUCCAAUGAUGAGAUUUAGAGAAUUGGCGGAGGUUGAGGAAGGAGAUGAAGAGGAAAGCUGCAGUGAAGUGUGUUCAGUUUGCCUUGUGGAGUUCCAGAAAGAAGAUCAAGUGACAAAACUCUCUAGAUGUGGACACGUGUUUCAUCUCUGUUGUAUCAAGAGCUGGGUCGACCGGAAUCGCUUCACUUGCCCUCUCUGUCGAUCCUUCUUACUCAACGUUUCUUUAUAACAACUAAUGUCGUCUGUGAUCUCUUUUAGAACUUGGAAAGGAUUAAUUGAUGUCUGUAAUUGGGAAAUUUAGUGGAGAAAUUCUUGAUUUUUCACAUAGAAGUGAUUCUCCAAUUUGUUCAUCAAUUCUCUUUUGAUGACUUAACUGUGAAUGUAUUAGUAGCAGUUGUCCUUAGUAGUAACACUUAUAUUUUAACAUAACAUAUGCUUUCUGUU
Molecule: messenger RNA, 809 nt
Organism: Macadamia integrifolia
Lineage: Eukaryota; Viridiplantae; Streptophyta; Magnoliopsida; Proteales; Proteaceae
Product: RING-H2 finger protein ATL18
Exons: 1
Coding region: 124-594 (156 amino acids)
Biological process (GO): protein ubiquitination
Molecular function (GO): ubiquitin protein ligase activity
Source: RefSeq, a predicted model, not a curated record